AUGUCUCUUUUUCCAGAGAUCAUUGAAGAUAUCCUUCUACGACUGCCUGUUAAAUCUCUUGUGCGAUUCAAAAGUGCUUCCAAAACAUUGUAUUCUUUAAUCUCCGAAAGUCGUUUUGUUAAUCUGCAAGCAAAACGAGCCUCCAACAACCCGAAAAUCCUUUUAUUUUCAGUCUCUGGUACGUGUCAAUCCUUUGACUAUGAAACACCAUUCGGCAAUACUUGUGCAUUCGUUAAUCUUAACAUUCCAAGGAAAGUACUAAAACAGGUUGAGUUAGGGGUCGACGUGAUUGGCUCAUGCAGUGGACUGGUUUGUAUAGGCAGUAGCUUCGAUCAUAAGCUCGUAAUCUGGAACCCAUGCACUGGUACCCAUCUGGUAAUACCUUAUCCUAGUGAUUCAUUCACUUAUUAUUCCUAUGGCUUUGGCUAUGAUCCAUCCUCUGAAUGUUUUAAGAUUGUUUUGGUCUCCCUUGAAGAGAGAACAAUAUUUCAAAUUUUCUCAUCAAAAUCAAGCUCGUGGAGAAGCUUGUGCUGCCCUUAUGGAAGCACAUAUAUUUUGGUUAAUUAUAUAGGUGACUCAUCUGCCCCUCUUUUGAAUGGAGCCCUCCAUUGGCUUUCUUACUCAAAACCCCAACUUCCAUCAACUUUCCUGCGUGCUUGUGAGAUUUCCAGUGAAUUCAUUGCUUUGGAUUUAGCAAAGGAAAAAUUCCAGAAGCUGCCAAUGCCUCAGAGUAUUCCAAAUCACCGUCUUGUACUAGGAGAGCUCGGGGGAUGCCUUAGUUUAUUGCUUUCUUCAUCUAUGGAUAAAGUAGAGAUAUGGGUGAUGAAAGAAUAUGGCGUCGAGGCAUCAUGGAGUAAACUGCUUAAUGUCUUUGAAACUGAAUAUGGCAGUAUUUACGAUUUUUGGCCACUCUACUUGUGCAGAAGCAGAGAAGUCGUAGGAUUGCAGGAUGGGAUGAAAUUGAAGAGGUGGAACAUCCAAGACGGGAAGCUAGUUGAUACCUUCAAUAUCUGUGAAGAACUUUGCGAAGCUUUCAAGUACAGAGCUGUUGUUUAUGCGGAAAAUCUAAUUUCCCCGACCGAUUUCAAUGAGAUGAAUUAAGGUUAUGCUCUAGGAGAUUUUGGAAUAUUUCAGCACAAGACUUGGCAUCCUGUUGCCCUCUAUACACAUGGCUCAAAUAUUAUAUUUUUUUGCUUUUACUUUAUUUUUCCUUUUAUUUUACAGGUAUUCAAUAAAUGCUAUAUUUUGAAAUAUAUUUUUUUUUAUAAUGCUAUUAUUUAUUAUGUUAUUGUUUUUAAUGCUUAUGAUGAACUAUCGAGUAU
Messenger RNA from Manihot esculenta (cassava), 1322 nucleotides. Its product is annotated as F-box/kelch-repeat protein At3g23880. Bases 1 to 1101 code for a protein of 366 amino acids. Gene Ontology annotation, molecular function: protein binding. Lineage: Eukaryota; Viridiplantae; Streptophyta; Magnoliopsida; Malpighiales; Euphorbiaceae. The record is from RefSeq and is a predicted model, not a curated record. The transcript is spliced from 2 exons.